Messenger RNA from Soboliphyme baturini, 1956 nucleotides. NCBI's taxonomy places the organism in Eukaryota, Metazoa, Nematoda, Enoplea, Dioctophymatida, Soboliphymatidae. The record is from the annotation of a GenBank genome assembly.
AUGAGUAACGCUUUCAUCGCCUUCGGCUUGUUUUCGUAUUGGGCUGCCUUCGGCCGGGUUGAAGCUGCGGCGAUACCGUCAUCCCUGUCCAGCGAAGAAAACGAUUUGACCAGAGAUGUCAACGACCUCCCGGCGUUGUUUGAAAGACACUGCAUUGGAAAGGUUCACUUCCUGAAGUACCCGAAGAAUGGAAACUGUGAGCAGCUGUCGACGCUGACCGGAGAAGCGGACGAGGAACAGAUCAGUGCCAAAGACCUAGAGGCUAGCACGUUCAUUCGCAACGUUAGCUGCCCGCAAGGAUGUGUUCGGCUAACGUUUCGGUUUCCAGAUGACUCCAGCGCUCUGUCAGACUUUUCCAGGCAACAGUUCAUUUUGCAACGCAUGAAAGCCACUCCUCCACCAAAGCUCUCUAACAUUCCGAACUGUAUGAUUUGUGGUCGUCAGGAAGUCAGGCCCUCAGUUUCGAGUUUGUCUCUGGACACCUGGCAGAAACGAAAUUUCCGAAUCAUUGGGGGUGACACCGCUGAACCUCACAGUUGGCCGUGGCAAGCGUCCUUACUCAUGAAAGGGCAUCACAUCUGUGGUGCGUCGGUCAUUAGCAAAAAUGCGGCACUCACUGCUGCCCAUUGCUUUCCCUCAAGGUACGGAGAUUUCACCCUCGCAGUUGAACGACAUUCUCUGUACACAGGAGGAAGAGUAUUGAAAAUAAUGAAGAUAAUAAUUCACGAAGGUUUCGAUGUCAUAUCGCAACGAAACGACAUUGCUUUGAUCCUGUUUGAAGAAUCAAUCGAAUUCAACGAACGCCUGCAGCCGAUUUGCCUACCUACGGAGGAAGUCGAGGACCGCAAGCCCUGCGUCGCUACUGGUUGGGGAGUGGUUGUUCCAACGAUUUUCCGUGAUGUUUGCAACGAUCAAUAUCAUUACUGGCAGAUGGUAGACAAAUCCAUGAUUUGCGCUGGUUAUGAAGAGGGAGGAAGAGACACCUGUCAAGGAGACAGUGGUGGUCCGUUAUCGUGCCUGAACAAAAAUGGCGAAUACGAACUGCAUGGAAUUACUAGCUGGGGUGAGGGAUGUGCAUCUCCGAAGAAACCCGGUGUUUAUACAAAUGUGCACAUGUUCAUCAAAUGGAUAAAAGAUAAUUUAUGGUCUCAUCAACUGCUAUCGUUGGACAACAGGUUGAGUAGCCACUACCGCAUCAUUGGUGGCUUUGAGGCAAGACCUAAUAGUUGGCCGUGGCAGAUCGCGCUGCUGUUCAUUAACAGACAGAUCUGCGGUGGUGUACUCGUCAGUAACGACUACGUUGUGACGGCUGCCCACUGCAUUGAAUACAAGAAUUUGCCUAGUUUGUACAAAGUGUUGAUUGGCCAGCAUAACCUGCAUAGCUCCAAAGAGAAUGUCGUGAAAGUAGAUCGAAUCUGGAAGUAUCCAGGCUACGGAAGACCCAUGCAAACGAGUAACGAUAUAGCCGUAUUGAAGCUGAAAGAAAAAUUGACCUUUAAUCAGAAGGUGAACAGCGUUUGUCUGGCAGAAAGGGACGUUGCUGACAACACCCAAUGUGUGGUUUCGGGCUGGGGACGGACUGACGAAUUAUGCGUGAAUCUUCUACACAGUGUUUUAGGAAACGACGGCAGUCGCUUACAACAGACCGUAGUGCCCAUCAUUAACAGCGGGAUAUGCAACGAUGGGCAGCACUACAACGGCGCCAUCGAUGACAGCAUGAUUUGUGCCGGCUACGAAAACGGUGGAAAGGAUGCUUGCCAAGGGGACAGUGGCGGUCCCCUGGUUUGCCCCGCAGACGAUGGUCGCUGGAUACUUUGCGGCAUUGUCAGCUGGGGAUACGGUUGUGCCAGACCUCAGAAGCCAGGUGUUUAUUCUCGUGUAUCAAAAUUUUCUAAAUGGAUCAUGAAAAUUAUAAAAGGCAACCGCAAAAAUUUAAUGACGGAAAGGCUGUUUUAG